CGUGAGUACUUCCUGCCUCCCGCUCGCAUUUUAUUUGCAGGAAUGGCCCAUUCGUUAUCUCCAGAAUGCACGCCAUUGAAGCACGAGUAUGAUGCUUGCUUCAAUACUUGGUUUGAGGGCUACCUCGAACCAGCUAUUGCGAACGCCAAUACCAAGGGACACUCACAAAGUCAAAGAAUCGAGUACUCAAAGCAAAAGAAAGAAGAGUACGAUCGCAAAUGUGGGAGUAUCUGGGCGGAAUAUAAAGAUUGCGUGCAGAAAGCUGUUACAGAGAAAGGUUUGGGUGGGCUGCUUAGCCAAGCACGACAAGAGAACCCGCUUCGCGAACCGCCCCCACCGGAUGCAUCUGGAUCGUCAUGACGUGCCUGCCAGCUUUACAUGUCGUAGCCCCGAGUUACAUAGUAGAGAUGAAAUGAAUCUUGGUCAUGUCGAGCAAUUAUGAAACUAACAUUCACUUGUGUAGUGCACUAAGGGCAACAUUUCAGUUCACGGAACUGAUCAACAAAUAACCUUGCACAUUGUGACGAAUCGCAUACCAUGUGGCGUUGUCCGGGGGUACGGUCAUACUUUCUGGGUGCAGUUUUUCAUUGAACCCGCUUUUCGGUACGGACAAGGGGCGAAGCAGCUCUGCUGUGAGAAAAGAAUGCAUGUCCUGAG
Suillus discolor is the source of this 657-nucleotide messenger RNA. Its product is annotated as mitochondrial distribution/morphology family 35/apoptosis. Bases 43 to 360 code for a protein of 105 amino acids. The record is from RefSeq and is a predicted model, not a curated record. The transcript is spliced from 2 exons. NCBI's taxonomy places the organism in Eukaryota, Fungi, Basidiomycota, Agaricomycetes, Boletales, Suillaceae.